Molecule: messenger RNA, 2108 nt
Organism: Chanos chanos (milkfish)
Lineage: Eukaryota; Metazoa; Chordata; Actinopteri; Gonorynchiformes; Chanidae
Gene: tollip
Product: toll interacting protein
Exons: 6
Coding region: 112-942 (276 amino acids)
Biological process (GO): ubiquitin-dependent protein catabolic process
Cellular component (GO): cytoplasm
Molecular function (GO): ubiquitin binding; ubiquitin conjugating enzyme binding
Source: RefSeq, a predicted model, not a curated record
UGAACAGGGAAGUAGAGCGUGGAACACAGAGGAACAGUUAAACUGUUUACAUUACUAGACAGUUAUUGUAAUCAUAUGAAAACAUUUUGACGGCUCAUUUAUCAAGACAGAAUGGCUACUACUAUCAGCACACAAAGGGGACAGGUCUACAUAGGGGAGUUACCCCAGGAUUUUUUGCGGAUCACCCCCACACAGCAGCAGCAGCAAGUCCAGCUGGAUGCACAGGCAGCCCAGCAGCUACAGUACGGAGGCUCUUUGGGCACAGUGGGCCGACUCAGCAUCACAGUGGUACAGGCAAAGCUUGCAAAGAACUAUGGCAUGACACGCAUGGACCCAUACUGCAGGAUCAGGCUCGGGUACGCUGUCUAUGAGACCCCAACAGCUCACAACGGUGCAAAAAACCCACGCUGGAACAAAGUCAUCCAGUGCACUGUUCCCCCAGGGGUGGAUUCAUUCUACCUGGAGAUAUUUGAUGAGAGGGCAUUUUCUAUGGAUGACCGUAUUGCAUGGACACACGUGACCAUCCCAGAAGGCCUACGAGAGGGUCGUGUCGUGGACGAGUGGUACAGUCUUAGUGGUCGACAGGGUGAUGACAAAGAGGGCAUGAUCAACCUUGUCAUGUCCUUCGCUUCCAUGCCAGCAGGAAUGAUGAUGCCAUCUCAGCCUGUGGUUCUCAUGCCCACAGUGUACCAGCAAGGUGUGGGCUAUGUACCCAUUGCAGGUAUGCCUGCUGUCUAUAACCAGGGUGUCGUGCCGGUGGGAAUGCCAUCUGUGCCCACGUCCACUGCCCAGGGUGCCCCUUGCAGUGAGGAGGACCUGAAAGCGCUACACGACAUGUUCCCCAACCUAGACCGUGAAGUGAUCCGCACCGUGCUGGAGGCCCAGCAGGGUAACAAGGACGCUGCCAUCAACUCACUGCUACAGAUGGCUGAAGAGCUGUAACCACGGAACCACAACAGAGCUGUUGGAGCAGGCAUGGAGGCCCAGAACACUGUCUUUUCCACUGGACCAACAGUUCAGCUGUAAAUAUGCUCACUUAGGGCUUUAAGCCCUCAACAGUUAGGUUGCAGUCAUACAAAAUGCAAUUGUGUCCUUAUCAUAACUGUCUUUGCUUGUUCUCUGUGCUGGAUGACUUGCAUAGUAAGCAGUUUUGUAUUCAUCUGCUUGUGAGAAUGGCAAAAUGUCUCUCUCAAAAAUACAGACAUUCCCCCUCAGUGGUAAGAUGUUAUACAAUGUUGUUUCCCCAAUGAUAGUAGAAUUUGGAUUGAUUAGCCAUCAGGAGAUGUAAAACCCAUCCAUUCACUAGUGUAACAGUUUGGCCUAUUUUUUUUCCUGCAAAGAAAUACUAAAUAUGGCAGAAUUUUCAGUUUAGAGAUGCGUGAUCUGCCUGUACUUUAUAUACACUAUCAUGUGAACUGUCUUAAUUGUGUGAUUGAUAUAUGCCCUUAUCUGUAUAAAUAUAGCUCUGCAUAUGUAAAGGAUCGUAAUUUAUUAAAAGGAUGUUAAGAGAUGUUUAAAUAUUGUAUGUUUUCAAAGGGGAAUAUAUAGGUUCUGGGAGAAGUGCAAAUCAAAGCCAAUAUAGUCAUUGAUUCAGGAUGAGAGUUUAAGCUCUUGCAGGUGUAUUAGUAUUGCCAUCUUUAUGUGUUUUAUGCAGCGCUUAUUGCCUCUGAAUGUACUUUGGAAUUGAGGUUUCCAAUGUUCCAAACACGCCUGUUAAGAUUGUUUUAUAGUGAGGCUUAAAACUAAAGAGAGCUACACAGACACAUGCAAAACCUAGUGAGAGAAUUCCAGUCUGCCAAAGGUAAUAGUUUAAUAGUGGAUUUAUGUUAUGUAUUUUGAUUUGUUUUCAAAACAUGCAUUUUUUUUUGUUUGUUUGUUUUUUAUGGAUGUCGCCAGAGCUGUUUCCGUGUGUUAAAUUCAUUAUUAUAUGUGAUUUCAUAGUAGACUGCCAUAUUCAUCAGCUGCCAUGUACAUCAGAUUCAACAAUGGAUUGGUAAAUUACAGGAAAAGCUCAAAGAUGAUUUUUGCUAUAAACAACGAAUGUUUGCAGUAACAGAGGCCAAGGUAAUCUUUGCUAUUUUUUGUGUAAGACCAAUUUAAAUUAAAUA